Astyanax mexicanus (Mexican tetra) is the source of this 2090-nucleotide messenger RNA. It is a transcript of the gene nmd3, whose product is annotated as NMD3 ribosome export adaptor. Gene Ontology annotation, biological process: ribosomal large subunit export from nucleus. Gene Ontology annotation, cellular component: cytoplasm; nucleus. The transcript has 16 exons. The coding region runs from base 4 to 1677 and encodes 557 amino acids. NCBI's taxonomy places the organism in Eukaryota, Metazoa, Chordata, Actinopteri, Characiformes, Acestrorhamphidae. Gene Ontology annotation, molecular function: ribosomal large subunit binding. The record is from RefSeq and is a predicted model, not a curated record.
GUCAUGAUUAUAACUAUGAUUAUAUACGCGCAGACAUGGUUAGUUUAUUUUAAUCAGGCGCAUUCCGGGCUGCUGCUGCUGGGGUCCUUUACCCUGGCACUCGGCUGUAACGUCACCAGCUGGAGGAGCACGUGCGGGUGGAGGCGCUGCUUUUCUCUGAUCAUGGAGUACAUGCAAGCCCCAGCCACAAGCAGCCAUGGGAACAUCCUUUGCUGCACAUGUGGAGUGCCCAUUCCUCCAAAUCCAGCCAACAUGUGCGUCUCUUGCUUGAGAACCCAGGUGGACAUCUCUGAGGGAAUUCCAAAACAAGUCUCUGUACAUUUCUGCAAGCAGUGUGAAAGGUACCUGCAGCCCCCAGGCACAUGGAUGCAGUGUGCCCUCGAGUCCAGGGAGCUGCUCGCUCUCUGUCUGAAGAAACUGAAGAGCUCAAUGACAAAGGUCCGGCUCAUUGAUGCUGGGUUCUUAUGGACGGAACCACACUCAAAAAGAAUCAAGUUGAAGCUGACCAUUCAGAAGGAGGUCAUGAAUGGAGCCAUCUUACAGCAGGUGUUUGUGGUGGAGUUUGUCAUACAGGCACAGAUGUGCGAUGACUGCCAUCGAGUUGAAGCCAAAGACUAUUGGAAGGCAGUUGUGCAAGUGAGACAGAAGACUGUUCACAAGAAGACUUUUUAUUAUUUGGAGCAGCUGAUUCUGAAACACAAGGUGCACCAGAACACACUUCGCAUCAAGGAGAUUCAUGAGGGCAUUGAUUUUUACUACAGUUCCAAGCAGCAUGCCCAGAAGAUGGUGGAUUUUCUACAGUGCACAGUGCCCUGCAGAUCAAAGGCUUCCCAGCGCCUCAUCUCUCACGACGUGCACUCCAAUACCUACAACUACAAAAGCACCUUCUCGGUGGAGAUUGUGCCCAUCUGUAAGGACAACGUAGUGUGCAUGUCACCUUGUCUGGCCCAGAGUCUCGGGAACAUGGGUCAGGUUUGCGUGUGCAUCCAGGUGACCAGCACGGUCCACCUUAUCGACCCAAAAACCCUGCAGAUUGCAGAAGUGGAUGCCAACACUUACUGGCGCUACCCUUUCAACAGCUUAUGUAGUCCGAAGCAGCUGGAGGAGUUUAUCGUCAUGGAUAUCGACAUCAUCAGGGACCAGAAACUGGGAGCAGGAGCCGGUCUGAGAUCCAAUAGACACACAUUGGCUGAGGUGUGGGUUCAGAAGACCUCGGAGAUGAACACCAGUCAGCAGUAUCACUGUCGCACCUUCUUGGGACACCUGCUCAACAUCGGUGACCUGGUGAUGGGCUAUGACUUUGCCAACGCUAACUUCAACGACGAGUAUCUGAACAAGAUGAAUCCGCAUCACGUUCCUGAUGUGGUUCUGAUUAAGAAGUGCUACGACAGGGCAAGGAGGAUAAAGCGCAGGAACUGGAAGCUGAAGGAACUGGACAGGGAUAGAGAAGGCAUGGCCUCAGAUGAUGAGAGGCAAUACCAAGACUUCUUGGAGGACCUUGAGGAGGAUGAGAACCUGAGAAAGAAUGUCAACAUCUUCAGAGAUGCCUCCAAGAUUCCUGUUGAGAGCGACACUGAUGAUGAGGGCGCUCCACGGAUCUCUCUGGCUGAGAUGCUUGAAGACCUGAGUCUCAAUGAUGCCACUGGAGGAGAGGGUGCAGACAUGAUGACCGAUUAGAUAUCUGAGAGAAGAGAACACAGAGUGUCAAGAAUAUAUGCAGGAUUCACAAGAUUUAUCUCUGAAAGUAGCUUGAUUUAAGUGGGUUGAAACAAUGAAUUCCAGCCUAAGACUGGUCUGGCUGUUCCCAUAAGGUUUGGCUUUACCCUGCUGUGAAAGAUUUGAUAAUUAAGUAGCUGAUAAAUUGAAUCAUGUGUUCCUCAGGUUGUCUUCUUACUACAGACACUGUCUGUUUCACCUUUUGUAUUACUAUACAAAAACCUAUAAUAAUCUAAUGCUAUAUAUUAAAAUAGCAAUAUUAAUUCAAGGUUAUUCUUGUGAAAGUCUUGAUUAAAGUGCUCAGAGUGGUGGUUGUGUGCUGUAAUGAUGUUAAGUGCUGCUUCAACUUAACAAAUAAAUGAAGAAAAUCCUGA